AUGGUAGAUGGCACGUAUGUGAACUCUUCUGUCGAGGCUAUCUCGGGGGAAGCAGAUACAGCUGCUGUUGCAGAGCUCGCAAACCAGAUGGUUAUGAACUUUCUGUAUGAAUCGUCAAGCUGGCUUGCACAGAGCACGGGUCCUUUCCUCUGGAAGGGGUUUCGAUUUUUGUUUCUGAGGCUGCCGUCCUCAUUGCUGGUAUACCUUAUAAAUGGGACGGUUCCUUUCUACCUGGUGGUACUGGGCUCUGUGUUCACGCCGAUCAUAGUGUACCUUAUUCUUCGCAGCAGGGUUCUGUCGGCGUACUCGCGGCUCAAGGGCGACAACGAGGAUGAGGUGAUAGACAAGAAGAAACAACUUGUGAACGACUCCGAGGCGAUGCUGAUGGGUGGCCCUGACGGCAAACGGCGGUCCGGGUUCUCAUCUUACCUCGACGAGUUUCUGAGCGCUAUCAAGAUAUUCGGUUAUCUAGACAAGCUAGUUUUCCAUGAGCUCACGAAGUCAAUGCGGACACAGCGCCUGGAACAGGGAGAAGUCAUGCUACUGGACGACUCCGUGGGAUUCGCGAUUGUGGUGGAAGGUGGCCUACACAUAUAUCACAAGAUCGCGCACUCCCAGGGUAGUACCCGUGAGAGCAUGCCCCUGCCAGAAGAUCGCUCCUUUGACAGUAAUGAGGAUGACCUAACAAUCAAUGGGGAACGGUUUCAGCUCUUAAAUAAAGUAAAGGCCGGUAACCCAGUUUCAUCAUUGGUGAGCAUACUGAAGCUGUUUACAGAUAAUCACACCCCGACCGUCGUCGAUAGCUCGAAGUCUUCACCGAAGCAGAGUGCGCAGGUCCCUAUUCGGCAGCUCAUCUCUCCUUUUCUGGACGGUAACGUUGAGCGGAACAAAGCGACAUUGAACAUGAAGCAAGUACCCACCGCUGAAUACGAAAUCCCUUCAGCUGAGCGUGCAGGCUCCAACGUGUCCUCUUUCACGCAGCAGCUUUAUGAGUCCAUGCUGCCGAAAGACCAUGCAGCUGAAGAUGUCCGCGAACCGCUACCUGAGAUCGUGGCUUACGCUGCAAGUGACUGCGCCAUUGCCGUGAUACCAGCAAGUUCUUUCAAGCGAUUGAUGGUGAAGUACCCGCGCUCUGCAUCACAGAUCAUACAGGUAAUUCUGACAAAACUGUAUCGAGUUACCUUCCAGACUGCCCACUCUUACCUGGGCUUAACCAAGGAAAUCAUGCAUACCGAGGUUGUACUAAACAAUAGCACCAAUUUUGAGCUUCCCUAUUACCUACAGGAGGCAAUCCUUCGGAAGAUAAAAAACGGCUCCAAGGAGAGUUCUGUGCAGGAGAGCAUACAUCGUGCUACUCUGCGCAGCAAGAAUGUGCAUGCGCACAACUCGCCUACGCCAAACAAAAUAUCGCGCCAUAUUGCGUUGGAAUCGAGGGAUCAGUAUAAUCCCGGAGACCUACUAUCCAAUGUUCCCCUUUCUAGAAAGGGAUCCAAGACUGCUAGUAGCUCUUCUGUCAGUAUUCCGAGGAUUUCAUCUCUGAGACAUCAGAAAGAAGCAGCGAGCAGCCCACUUGCCACACUCCGCCGCCUUGAAGGAAACGAUAGCCAGAACUUUGCGCCCUUGAGCUCAUCUUCUCCAAUGUCGGUGAGUGAAAAGCCGUCGGUGGUGGGAGGAGGAGCACAUGAUAAUAUAAGUCAGAUAUCCUUUUCCUCAGCCUUGGAGGAAACAGAAGAGUCUUCCUGGCGCAUGGCCCUUGUUGAAAGCAUGUUUGGCUAUUUGGGUAUUACUAAUGAGAGUAUAAUGCCUCCUACUGAAGAUCUAUUAUUCUUAAACAAUCGUGCGUCGUCUGGUUCUUCGGUUUGUUCUGUUAGCUCUUACUCUCAUCCUCAGACGAUCAACCAAGAUCUUUUCAGGUGCCUAUCCCCGGAGUUGGUACGUACUAAGAAAAAAGCACCACGUCAAAAGUACACCGAAGAGAUGCCCAUAAACGUUGAUUUUAAUACCGCGAAGGAAGAGUUCGCCGAGGGGUUGGAGACAUUAUUCAUACCAAGUGGUGCCACGAUAGUGGAGCAGAAUGGAAAUAAUAAAGGGUUGUACUACAUCGUCUCCGGUGAAUUGCUAGUCUGUUGGAAAAACGAGGAGGAUAACAUCGAGUACGUUUUGUACACUGUGAAGCCCGGGGGAAUAGCCGGUUAUCUUGCCUCACUUAUAGGGUUCAAAUCAUUUGUGUCAUUGAGAGCCAAGACAGAUCUUUAUGUGGGGUUUUUACCCAUAGAAGUUCUUGAAAGAUUAUGUGAUAAAUAUUUCAUGAUAUAUUUGAAGAUUGCUGAAACAUUAACAAAGCUUCUAAGUCCGAAGAUAUUGAAGUUGGAUUAUGCACUUGAGUGGAUACAUUUAGAAGCGUCUGAGACUUUGUUUAAUCAAAAUGAUCCUGCAAAUGCUAUUUACGUCGUUCUAAAUGGAAGAUUGAGGCAACUUCAUCAAAAAUCCAAGAAUGAGGAGCGGCUCAGUCGACCAACUACACAGCGAAAGAAACGGAAAGAUGACAACCAACCGAAUGUACAGGUGGUUGGAGAGUACUCACAAGGAUGUAGCUUUGGUGAAGUGGAAGUAUUGACCGCAAUGAAUCGUGUCUCGACUGUUGUUGCGGUUAGAGACACUGAGUUGGCCCGUAUACCUCGGACACUAUUUGAGGUGUUGGCUUUAGAACAUCCCUCUAUUAUGAUUCGCGUUAGCAGACUCGUCGCCCAUAAGAUACUUCAGAGAAGCUCCGAUAUACGCGAACCCACCAAAAUUGUUAACAGUGCUAAUGGAUAUAGGUAUGACUUCAACCUAACCAUACCACCUUCUGCAGGGACGUCCAGUUGGGGCAACAAUAGUGAUGGCGGGUCUAUAAGCUAUAAAACCAUUACCAUUUUGCCAAUUACCUAUGGUCUUCCUGUGGAGGAGUUUGCAAAUAAACUUGUGUCCACAUUUCGUCAGGUUGGAAGGUCGACCAUUGGCUUAACGCAGUGCACCACCUUGAAGCAUCUCGGUCGGCAUGCCUUUGACAAGUUGGCGAAUCUGAAGCAAUCUGGUUACUUUGCGGAACUCGAAGAACUAUAUGAGCUGGUUGUGUACAUUGCAGAUACACCCGUGAAAUCUUCAUGGACCUCCACUUGCAUAUCACAGGGCGAUUGUAUCCUUCUACUAGCCGAUGCCUCUAGCGAUCCAGAAAUAGGCGAAUUCGAACGUCUACUCAUCAAUAAUCGGACCACUGCGCGUACGGAGCUUUUGUUGCUUCAUCCCGAAAGAUACGUGGAACCUGGACUAACGCAUAAAUGGCUGCGUAAGAGAACUUGGGUGCAUCAGCACCAUCAUAUGCAGUUUGUGAGCUCCCAAAACCCAUCUGAAAGAGUCGACUCGAAAGCCCCACCCAUUCCGGGUGCUCCGCCUAACCUUAUCGGGCGCCUGAAGAAAAGGGAACGCCUCAACCAAUUGACGAAGCGAACGCAGGAGAACUUUGCCAGAUUGCUUCCAGAUUCUAUUAAAUUGACGGUAGAAAACAUUUCGAUGAAGUACAUCCAGAAGAAGCAGAAAUACUACACACCUGUGAGUGCACAUAAGAACGACUUCCUACGGCUUGCGCGCAUUUUGUCUGGCCAGGCCAUCGGGCUUGUUCUGGGUGGUGGCGGCGCGAGAGGGAUUAGCCAUCUGGGUAUAUUGAAGGCCAUUGAAGAGCAUGGAAUCCCUAUAGAUAUGAUCGGCGGCACCUCGAUCGGUUCCUUUGUCGGCGGCCUAUAUGCUAAGGACUACGACCUGGUGCCAACCUACGGUAGGGUAAAGAAGUUUGCAGGGAGGAUUGGCUCGAUAUGGCGCAUGCUCUCGGACCUCACCUGGCCCGUGACGUCGUAUACCACCGGGCAUGAGUUCAACCGCGGUAUCUGGAAAGCGUUCGGCGACAUUCGUAUAGAGGAUUUCUGGAUCCAGUACUACUGUAAUUCGACCAACAUCACCGAGUCCAUGCAGGAAAUCCACACGUUCGGCUAUGCCUGGCGCUAUGUCCGUGCCUCCAUGUCCCUGGCCGGCAUUCUGCCGCCGAUAACCGACAACGGCAAUAUGCUGCUAGACGGGGGCUACCUGGAUAACCUGCCCGUGCUCGAGAUGAAGGCGCGCGGAUGCAAGACCAUCUUCGCAGUCGAUGUUGGCUCGGUGGACGACCGGACCCCCAUGGACUACGGUGACUCGCUCAAUGGCUUCUGGAUCGUUUUGAACCGCUGGAACCCUUUCUCCAAGCACCCGAACGUCCCUAGCAUGGCGGAGAUACAGAUGCGGCUGGGCUACGUCGCCUCCGUCAACGCGCUCGAGAAGGCAAAGACCACGCAGGGCGUCGUCUACUUCCGCCCCCCCAUCGAGGACUACGCAACCCUCGACUUUGCCAAGUUCGAGGAGAUAUACCAGGUCGGCACCGCGUACGGCGCCACCUUCCUCCACGAGCUCGAACAAAACGGCAAGCUGCCGCGCAUUCCGGGCAACGAGCCGGCCAACGGCCCUGGCAUCCACCUGCUGCACCGCCGCAACAGCAUCUAG
Messenger RNA from Eremothecium gossypii ATCC 10895, 4569 nucleotides. It is a transcript of the gene NTE1, whose product is annotated as lysophospholipase. Gene Ontology annotation, molecular function: phosphatidylcholine lysophospholipase A1 activity. Gene Ontology annotation, cellular component: endoplasmic reticulum. The record is from RefSeq and is marked provisional. The transcript has a single exon. The coding region runs from base 1 to 4569 and encodes 1522 amino acids. NCBI's taxonomy places the organism in Eukaryota, Fungi, Ascomycota, Saccharomycetes, Saccharomycetales, Saccharomycetaceae. Gene Ontology annotation, biological process: phosphatidylcholine metabolic process.